Molecule: messenger RNA, 1408 nt
Organism: Ziziphus jujuba (common jujube)
Lineage: Eukaryota; Viridiplantae; Streptophyta; Magnoliopsida; Rosales; Rhamnaceae
Exons: 6
Coding region: 385-1158 (257 amino acids)
Biological process (GO): jasmonic acid metabolic process; salicylic acid metabolic process
Molecular function (GO): methyl salicylate esterase activity; methyl jasmonate esterase activity; methyl indole-3-acetate esterase activity
Source: RefSeq, a predicted model, not a curated record
UGGAGAUUACAAUCUUUUCGGUUAGAUGGUGAGGCGGUGCAGGUCAUAAUUUCUCCAUAUACAGUUUUUAGUACAUCAUCUAGCUACUUUUGCUCGCAGAUAAUGCUGUGCUAUGAUUGGCUUCCAUAUCCUUUACUUUGCAGACGUAGAUAAGGCGAGGUCGUACUGGUUCUGGGGCCACAACAUUAAUCACCAGGGACAGCUUUUCUGACAGGAGUUUAAUACAUUGAUUCCUCAGCAGGCAGUGCUAGAAGUUGACAGACAAGUACUUGGACGGAGGAAAUUAUUGAAAAAGUAGCGAACCCAUCACUGGGAUAGGAAGGAUAAUUAAGCCAAGCUCCACUUGAAGUUUAAAGCUCACUGAAGAAAAUUGGGUAAAAAUAAAUGGCUGAAACUCAACGACAGAAGCACUUUGUUCUAGUCCAUGGAGCAAGCCAUGGAGCCUGGUGUUGGUACAAGAUUCGGAGUAUGUUGGAAACCAGUAGUUACAAGGUCACAUGCUUAGACCUCAAAGGUGCCGGAAUCAAUCAAUCCGAUCCCGAUACCGUUCUCACUUUGGAAGAGUAUAGUCACCCUCUCAUCAACUUCAUGUCCAACUUGCCAGACAAGGAAAAGUGCAGGAGGUAUCAACCUUACAGAUGCCAUAUACAGAUUUGGCAAGAAAAUAGAAAUGGCCAUCUUUGUUGCAGCACCUAUGUUGAAACAUGGCUUCGCUACCGAUCAAGAUAUCAAAGACACAAAACAGACCCCACAGACAAUGUGAAUCUAGGCCCAACUCAGAUGUGGAGAAGUACCUACUACUGCUUCAAAAAGCCACUCCAAAAGUGCACAACAGAGAAUCAAUUACUGACAAUCCAUGGAAUUCUGGAUGUCUCUAAAGAUGAAGUAGCUGCUUACUGCGAAGAAGGAGGCUGCGCAGAUCAAACCAGGAAGAUGCUCAAGUGUUUGCAUAUGGUGAAUAGACACCUCUGGUUCACUAACAACAUCACCGUCCGACACAUCAAUGAUACCAUUAAUCGUGGCUGCGAAACAAGAGAAGCAUUUACCACCAAGGGCGAACAUGUAAGAGGCAGUGCGACAAAAGUUGGCCGGGAGAUGUACAUGUCGUUUAUAACAUCUUUAACAACACUGGCAUUAAUAGCCAUGUUUAACAAGUGAGAGAAAACGUUCUCUUAAUAAGAAAAUUGGAGAUAUCUAAGGAAAAAAAAAAAAAAAUGUGUUCCACUUAAGGAUGAUACAAGACAACAAUAAAUGGAGGAUUUCUCCAGAAAUAAUCUUUGCUCCCAGGGGGGACUUUUAUCAGUUUGUCUUUGUUUCUUGUAUAUUUUAAAUAUAUGUUGUGUAAGAUUGUUGCCUAGCAGUUAUACCUAAUAAUUUAAUUUGUUUUCCCGAGGAAAAAUAUACUUCA